This is a messenger RNA of Hevea brasiliensis (rubber tree), 1581 nucleotides long. Its product is annotated as actin-1. The record is from RefSeq and is a predicted model, not a curated record. Lineage: Eukaryota; Viridiplantae; Streptophyta; Magnoliopsida; Malpighiales; Euphorbiaceae. The transcript is spliced from 5 exons. Gene Ontology annotation, cellular component: cytoplasm. Bases 154 to 1287 code for a protein of 377 amino acids.
UGAAUAAAAACCACCACUACCAAUCCAACGGCCCGCAUUGCAUCUCGCGCUUCCAUAAAAUUGCCCUCCCUAUUUUCGCUUUCUAAACCAUCACUCCUUUUCCUCUGCUAUCUCAAAAUCACCCUUUCUUCUCCUUAAUUAAGGCGGUAAAAGAUGGCUGACGCUGAAGACGUUCAACCCCUUGUCUGUGACAAUGGAACAGGAAUGGUCAAGGCUGGAUUUGCUGGAGAUGAUGCUCCACGCGCUGUGUUUCCCAGCAUCGUUGGUCGUCCUCGUCACACUGGUGUGAUGGUUGGCAUGGGCCAGAAAGAUGCAUAUGUUGGUGAUGAGGCUCAGUCCAAGCGUGGUAUUUUAACUUUGAAAUACCCAAUUGAGCACGGUAUUGUGAGCAAUUGGGAUGACAUGGAAAAGAUCUGGCAUCACACCUUCUACAAUGAGCUUCGUGUUGCUCCGGAAGAGCAUCCUGUACUUCUAACUGAGGCACCUUUGAAUCCCAAGGCGAAUCGUGAGAAAAUGACCCAAAUCAUGUUUGAGACCUUCAACACUCCUGCUAUGUAUGUUGCCAUUCAGGCUGUUCUAUCCUUGUACGCCAGUGGUCGUACAACUGGAAUUGUGAUGGACUCUGGUGAUGGUGUCAGCCACACAGUUCCCAUAUAUGAGGGUUAUGCCCUCCCACAUGCAAUCCUUCGUCUUGACCUGGCUGGGCGUGACCUUACUGAUCACUUGAUGAAGAUCCUCACUGAGCGUGGAUAUUCUUUUACCACCUCAGCUGAACGGGAGAUUGUGAGGGAUAUGAAAGAAAAGCUGUCUUAUAUUGCUCUUGACUAUGAGCAGGAGCUAGAGACCGCCAAAACCAGCUCAUCAGUAGAGAAGAGCUAUGAAUUGCCCGAUGGGCAGGUCAUCACCAUUGGUACUGAGCGUUUCCGUUGCCCAGAAGUCCUUUACCAACCAUCCAUGAUUGGAAUGGAAGCUGCAGGCAUCCACGAGACCACAUACAACUCCAUCAUGAAGUGUGAUGUGGACAUCAGGAAGGACUUGUAUGGUAACAUUGUCCUCAGUGGUGGCACAACCAUGUUCCCUGGUAUUGCUGACAGAAUGAGCAAGGAAAUCACUGCACUAGCCCCAAGUAGCAUGAAAAUUAAGGUGGUUGCACCACCAGAGAGGAAGUACAGUGUCUGGAUUGGUGGCUCCAUUUUGGCAUCCCUCAGCACUUUCCAGCAGAUGUGGAUUGCAAAGGCAGAAUAUGACGAGUCUGGACCAUCAAUUGUGCAUAGGAAAUGCUUCUAAAUGUUCCAAGAGUAGGAUUGUUGAAGAAAGUAAAAAAAAUGUACUGUUUUGUUUCUUGGAAAGAAGUGGGUAGUUGGCCACCCUUUCCAUUCUAGCUUUGUUGUCCUGCCAUGUUUAUUGUGGUGUUGCAGUGAUGACUUUGAGAAGGCGAGGAGAUGAUUGCCAAAAUGGUCCAUUUCUUCCAUUGUUAUUGUUCACAAGCUUUUUACUCCUAAGAUGCAUUUUGCACCCCUAACGUUUUUUUUUUAAUGGUUUUAAGGCUUCUAGCAUAAUAAUUACCAUUAUAAGUUUUCU